AAUGGUGAGGAAACAUUAUUAAUGGAUCUAACCUUUAAUUUUUCAAACUCUAAAGGGGUCAAAAGCCAUUUUCGCGUCUGCUCUGUUCUUUCUUCCUCUGCAGCCGAACACCACCAGCCUUCACCGACACCUACUCCUCUCGAAAAUUGGAAUCCCGGAUCUGCUCUGCUUCUUCCUUCCCUGCCGCCGGCCACAGCUGGGUGUGAGUUCGGUUUUUCCUGCAAUCCCGUGGAAGUCCUCCAAUUUUCCCGCCGGCUCCUCCCAUACCCGCCAGCUCCGGCCUUGCUUGCUGAGCAUUUCUGGUAAGUUGGCUUCUCUAAUCUUCGAAAAUUGAUGGAUUAAUUGUUGCUUGUGAGCUUAAUUGGUUGUAAGGGUGUCUGGGUUGUCCAAAAACAGCAUGCCGGAGGUGGGGGAUGAGUUUUGGCAAUUUGAAGAUGGGUUGGUUGAUGAUUUAAGUAGAAAAUCCUUAAUUUGGCUGCUGUGGGUGUGUCCGAGAGAAAAAGGGGAGAAUUUCGUGAAUUGGCCAUUUUUUUGUCAAGGCCGGUUCUCCCAAAUUCUUGUCCAUGAGUUUGAAGAUUGUAUACGUGUAAUGAUAUAAUUGUAGAUACAUAGAUAAAUACCCAAUCCCGGU
This is a messenger RNA of Rubroshorea leprosula, 631 nucleotides long. The record is from the annotation of a GenBank genome assembly. NCBI's taxonomy places the organism in Eukaryota, Viridiplantae, Streptophyta, Magnoliopsida, Malvales, Dipterocarpaceae.